Neurospora tetraspora is the source of this 348-nucleotide messenger RNA. RefSeq lists its product as uncharacterized. The transcript has 4 exons. Gene Ontology annotation, biological process: protein insertion into ER membrane. NCBI's taxonomy places the organism in Eukaryota, Fungi, Ascomycota, Sordariomycetes, Sordariales, Sordariaceae. Gene Ontology annotation, molecular function: protein folding chaperone. The record is from RefSeq and is a predicted model, not a curated record. Gene Ontology annotation, cellular component: endoplasmic reticulum membrane. Bases 1 to 348 code for a protein of 115 amino acids.
AUGUCUUCCAAGAAGGAUAUGCGUAGGGCGGAUCUGAUUAUCCCCUAUCAGGAGCCGGCCGCGAAGGCCGACGCCGCCGAAUUCCAGUCGACUAUUUCGUCAACAUUGCCCAUGGCUGCUAUCUUUAUGCGCAACCGCUACAUUGGAUGGGCUGCCGUCGUCUUUGCCGUCCAGAGCUGGCUCGGCGAGAGCGAAGACACCAAGAAGAGCACCAGUACACCCGGAUACUUUUCCGUCGGCAUGUCGUUGAUGUCUCUCGCCGUCACCUACCUCCCGCUCUUCCUUCCCCCGCAACCGGGCAUGCAACAGGGCAGCGUCACCGAUGCCGCUCCUCCUGUCCCUGCCUAA